Molecule: messenger RNA, 597 nt
Organism: Camellia sinensis
Lineage: Eukaryota; Viridiplantae; Streptophyta; Magnoliopsida; Ericales; Theaceae
Source: RefSeq, a predicted model, not a curated record
AAUGGUUUGUAGAGGAUGCAUAAUUUUGGUUCACGAAAGUUCGUGGUGGCUGGGAUAGAAGCAGUGGGGUGUUGUCCCUCACAGAGGAAUCAGAACAAAACUAGUGAAGAAUGCAAUGAAGAAGCUAAUUACUGGUCAGUUAAGUACAAUGAAGGCCUUAAGUCAAUGUUGCAAGGACUCAAAUUGGAGCUCAAUGACAUGGACUACUCCUUUGUUGACACCUACACUAUCUUUUCUAGCUUCAUUCAGUCACCCUCCACCUAUGGUUUUACUGAGGUUAAAUCAGCUUGUUGUGGGUUGGGGAACCUGAGAGCCCAAGUUCCAUGCGUGCCCGUUGCCAAGUACUGCUCCAACAGAAGUGAUCAUGUCUUCUGGGAUCUCUACCAUCCCACUGAAGCAGCAGCUCACCUCUUUUUCAACGCCGUUUUUGACGGUUUGCAACAGUUUGCAAUGCCUAUGAAUGUGAACCAGCUAAUCACUGCAUAAACCGUGGUGUAAACAAGUGUUAGGGCUGUCCUUGAUGCCCUUAAACAUAGAAAGGAAUACAAAAUACAUAGAACACAGGGGAUAAAGAAGAUGGGAUUGUUAACCAAUUAC